Messenger RNA from Acaulospora colombiana, 750 nucleotides. NCBI's taxonomy places the organism in Eukaryota, Fungi, Glomeromycota, Glomeromycetes, Diversisporales, Acaulosporaceae. The record is from the annotation of a GenBank genome assembly.
AUGGGAGCCAACCAAUCCUACCAACUAAAAACAUUUAGGGGACAAAACCAGACUAGUCAGAGAAAAAACAGCAGGAUUAGUCAAGACAGUGUGGAUUCGACUGUCAGUCUUAACAUUGUUAAUGUUAGGGGACGGGCAUUUCUCAAGAACUCCAAUGAUACAUAUUUGUUGGCAGCGGACGAUCUAGAGGUCGACAGAUUAAAUCAACGACAUGACGUACAAUGGUUCAUUUGGAAGUCUCUUUUCUCUUCUCCGGUAAAAACACUGCUAAAUUUGGGCGGCAUGAAUGUACUUGACGAACAAAUAUUCCCAAAUCUACUAAGACUCUUAAAACCUGGUGGCUGGUUAGAAAUAACUGAAUAUGAAAGGAAAUUGUAUGAAGCAGGUCCAAAUUCUGAAUUUUUAAUGGACAAACUGUCUUCAGUUUUUCACAACCGUGGAGCCAGUGGUAUUCCAGCAUACGAAAUUCUUCCGGAUCUAUUCCAGAAAAAUAAUCUCAUCGAAUUUCGUCGUGAAGACAAAUUUGUAAAAUACCGAGAUAUUCAAUUGGCAAUUAACGAUUUCUUUUACACAUUCAACACCUUAAAGUAUGUGGUUAUGGAAUUUACCAGCUUGGGUUCCUCCAAAUAUGAAAAGUUGCUGACCGACGCCUGCAAGGAAUUAGUGGAAUACGAAACAACGUUUCACGUCACGAGAUUCUAUGCCCAAAAACCACAUCUAAAAAACUCGGAUCGCCUUACAUUCAUGUGA